Messenger RNA from Sphaeroforma arctica JP610, 312 nucleotides. RefSeq lists its product as hypothetical. The record is from RefSeq and is a predicted model, not a curated record. The transcript is spliced from 3 exons. NCBI's taxonomy places the organism in Eukaryota, Ichthyosporea, Ichthyophonida. The annotation marks the transcript as partial.
GCUCUUUUCAUGGUGAUGGCUCUGACCUUUGUAUCGACAUGGAUGAUCUACAAUUACUACAGUAUCCGCUUUCUGGACAUGUCGUUGUUCCACGACACUUUGUUGGCCCUCCAUCUCAUCACAGUCCUGGGUAUGGCUGUCAAUGUGGGCAACUCCGAGGAACAACACGGUAUGGUGGCUCUGUGGAUGAUAGCGACGCGUGUGACGCUCAUGAUGAUCUUUGCCGUGCCCUUCUGCAGCAUCCCAGAGGCGUACCAUACAAUAUGUAUCACAUUCUUCGUCGGAUUCACAUCCAUAGGUAUGUUUGUGUAA